AUGACUGUCCCACCUCCCAAAGAUCUUUCAGAAACCGCCCCAAGUUCCACGCUUUCAAACGUUGAACUCUCCGUAGACGGAGCCAUUAAGACCGCAAGAAUUAUCAACCCAAUCAAAGAUGAGAGAUCUUUGAAACCCUCAGUCGCUGAUUUGACUGUUUCUGAGCCAGUUACUGCCGAUAAGAUUUCUGAGAAGCUCGAGAUAUACGGUGGAGCUAUCGUGAAGAACUUUUUGUCUCAUGAGAUCACUGACAAAAUCUGGAGUGAUAUCUCACCCCAUUUCAAGAAAAGAACUUGGAAUGGUGAUUUCUUCCCGCAACAAACGACCAGAGUCACCUCUAUUGUGACAAAGUCCAAAACUGUGUGUGAGGAAUACAUGUGCCAUCCAUUGUACAUGGAAGUUGCGGCUCGUUUUGUUGGCAAGAAGAACACAUUUAUAAUUGGACAGGACCUUACCACUGCAUACUCCGAGCCACAGCACAAUUCCUCUACUACUUUGAGCAUUGGUCCAGGUGCGACAAAUCAGCCCUUUCACCGUGAUGAUAUCAUCCACCACAAUAUCCGCAAAUACCGUGAGAAGUAUGAGUACGGCUAUGAAACCGCUAUUGCUUGCUGCCUAGCUCACAACAAAACCACCAAAGCCAAUGGGGCCACCCGUUUCAUUCCGGGAUCUCAUCUUUGGGACCACCAGCGUAUUCCCCAAGAAGACGAGGUUGUCUACGCUGAGAUGGAGAAGGGUGAUGCUUUUUUUAUGCUGGCUUCUUGUUUCCAUGGAGGCAGCGCUAACACCACGAAGGACGAAUACCGUAACCAGAGUUUCCUCUUCAUGACUCAAGGUCAUUUGAGGCCGGAGGAGAACAUCUUCAUUGAAACUCCUAUGGAGUACUUUGAGACACUGUCAGUCCAGGCACUGAAAUCCAUUGGACUUGCCGCUAGUCAACCUUACUGUGGAUGGUUCAGGGAUUUGGAAGAUCCUCUCCAUGUAGUGAAGCCAGAAACUCUUACCGGUGAUGAUCAGUUUGAAAACACAUUCAAAAUAGUCGAAUGA
Molecule: messenger RNA, 1047 nt
Organism: Kuraishia capsulata CBS 1993
Lineage: Eukaryota; Fungi; Ascomycota; Pichiomycetes; Pichiales; Pichiaceae
Exons: 1
Coding region: 1-1047 (348 amino acids)
Source: RefSeq, a predicted model, not a curated record